AUGGCCACGCAACCGGCCAACGCGAUGGCCACGCAACCAGCCAACGCAGCGGCCCCGCAAUCGGGGGAUGCGGUAGCUAUCCAACCAGUGAACAACCCGCACCCGGAUAGGGGCGCGAGUUGGUUAAAGGAUUUUAGGCGGUAUAACUCCCGUCCUUUUGUCGGUUCAAAGAAAGAUCCCACAGGGGCUCAGAUAUGGAUCGCAAACAUGGAAUUGACCUUUGAAUCAAUGAGAUGCCCUGAUGAAUUUAAGGUAGCAUGUGCGACAUAUGUUUUACAAAAAGAUGCAGAAGUGUGGUGGUCGGAUAAUAAACAGAGCAUCAACCCGGGCGAGGGAAUUACAACGUGGGAGACCUUGAAGGAAGCCUUUCUAAAAUACUAUUAUCCAAAGGAAACCCGUAUAAAGAAACAGCAAGAGUUUAACCACUUAACCCAAGGUGAUCGCACGGUGGAUCAGUACGAUCAGGACUUCAUGAGAUUGAGAAGGUUUGCACUGUCUUUAGCUGACACUAAAGAGAAACAGACAGAAAAAAUUUAUGUUAGGAUUGAAUCCGAAAACCUGCCGCAUGUUAGAGGCCUUUAA
This is a messenger RNA of Cucurbita pepo subsp. pepo (vegetable marrow), 582 nucleotides long. The record is from RefSeq and is a predicted model, not a curated record. NCBI's taxonomy places the organism in Eukaryota, Viridiplantae, Streptophyta, Magnoliopsida, Cucurbitales, Cucurbitaceae.